ACCUGACCACCACGAAUGGUAGUCAGGAUUCUUAUCCACUGGGCCUCGACUGACGAAAAGUGGAUAAGCUUCCUGACUACCAUUCACGUUCGACACCCGGCACUGAGUCGAAAAACUACGUACCAGGCGAUGAUGAGCGUCAUAAAGUGGGUUGGCGACCGAGUUACCGCGAGUAUAAAACCUCGACAGAGCACUGUGGGAGAGUCAGUCUUUCUCCAGAGGCCGCAGUUGAUACUCAACAUGGGAUUCGUCAUUGCUCUCUGUGUGUUAGGGGCUUGUGUGGCGUCAGCAUUGCCCCAGAACCCUUACGCCUACCGGGAAUCCCAACAAGCCUACCGAGAGCCUCCCCAAACAUACAGAGAACCAGUACCAGUCUACCAGGACGAGUCCAGGUACCCGGCACCCAAGCCUGAGCAGUACAUUGCUGAGCCUCCCAAGUACCAGAAGAAGUACCAGCAGGAGGAAGACCAGGACUACGACGAGGCCACUAAUGCCAUCCCAGGUGAACCCGGUAAGGACUACCCGAUUCACUCGUUCAUCCCCAGCACCAGCUUCUCCUGUAGUGACAAGCUCCCCGGUUUCUAUGCUGACGAAGGAUCCAGUUGUCAGGUGUGGCACUACUGCAAGACUGACGGCUUAAAGGAGUCGUUCCUGUGCCCCAACGGGACCAUCUACAACCAGGCCAAUAGAGUGUGUGAGUGGUGGUUUAAUGUGAGCUGUGACUCUGACACCAUCGCCCAGCAGUACAAGGUGAACGAGGACCUGUACAUUAUCCCCUCACCCAAGCCUGAUGCAGAGUAUGCUCCGGCGCCCCCUAAGUACUCUUCCUCUUCACGCUCCCAGUAUGUCCCGGAGCCUCAGUACCAGGGAUACCAGGACCAGCCCACGUUUUAGCUGUGGAUUCGUUAGUUUAGAUUUAUGCUUCAUACAAUAUUAUUUACGUCUUGUGUAAAUGUUUAUGGGGACGUUCUCUUUUGACGACUCAGAUUUGGGUUUAAAUUGGGUGUUCAUUUGAGGGAUAGAAUGUGACCGAAUGUAACCCACUUUGGAAUGGAAUCCGAAUUCAGAUCCUUAAAAUAGAACGUCCUGGUUUUAUUUGUUAAUAAAGCCAAGUAAUUGCCCAUGCGAUACGUUUUGUGGGGAGGGGACUCGAGUGAAUUUCAAUGAUUUUGUUGAACAAAUUAAAACUCGUAUAUUUAACUAACAUGAUGAUAAAUUCAAUGAAAUUUUUAAUAAAUAAUUAUCAAACGGU
This is a messenger RNA of Homarus americanus (American lobster), 1252 nucleotides long. RefSeq lists its product as uncharacterized. The transcript is spliced from 8 exons. Lineage: Eukaryota; Metazoa; Arthropoda; Malacostraca; Decapoda; Nephropidae. The coding region runs from base 16 to 894 and encodes 292 amino acids. Gene Ontology annotation, cellular component: extracellular region. The record is from RefSeq and is a predicted model, not a curated record. Gene Ontology annotation, molecular function: chitin binding.